This is a messenger RNA of Tauraco erythrolophus (red-crested turaco), 883 nucleotides long. Lineage: Eukaryota; Metazoa; Chordata; Aves; Musophagiformes; Musophagidae. The record is from RefSeq and is a predicted model, not a curated record.
AUGGACGAGAAACUAGAGUCUAGCUCGGAGAUCUAUGCCCUGGCUCAUGCUGCCUUUCUGGAGUACUCUCUAGCUAGAUUUACACCGUGUGUUUUUACUAACGUAACCUUGUACAAGGUGCAAGCGCUGACUGGUGUAGCUAGCCAACUAAAGUCUCAGGAAUUUGGAAAGUCGUGGGAAGAAGUGCAAUCAGAGGAUGACCGGGAAUUACUAGAUAACCUAGAAGAAGACUGGUCUGACUGGGAAGAGCAUCCUGUGUGUGCAGUUUGCCUGUUCUGUGAACAACAAGCGGACACCACAGAAAAACUGUAUCUUCACAUGCAGAAAUCACAUGGAUUUGACUUUCCUAAAAUGAAGUCAGAGCAUGGUCUGAACUUCUAUCAGCAAGUAAAGCUAGUGAACUUCAUCAGAAGAGAAAUCCAUCAUCGUCGUUGUUACAACUGCCAGGAGAAAUUUCAGUCUAAAGGAGGAUUGAUAAGUCAUAUGGAAGAGACCAAACACAUUACAUUCCUGCCAGCCAGGUCUACGUGGGAUCAACCACAGUACUACUUUCCUACCUAUGAAAAUGACACACUCCUGUGUACGCUGUCAGACAGUGAAGAUCUGAUAACUGAUGAUCAAAGUGAGGAUGUCCCCGUUAUAAGCGAAGAUGUAUCCAAUCUAGAAGCUCUCAAACAGAGCAGUGUUUUAAACCAGCUCCUGCAUGAAGAGAAUAAGAGUCAGGAGAAAUUCUGACCUUGAAUUACAGUUACUGAUCUUUGGGUGUUUCUUCUGCAAGACAAAAAGAAAUGCAUUCUUUCACUAAUAUUGGAAUACAGUUUAACUCAUAGAUGUUAUCACUGGGCAAACAUAUGGAAGUGAAUGCCAAAUAAAAUUUAAGUGU